Tarenaya hassleriana is the source of this 2144-nucleotide messenger RNA. RefSeq names its product glutamyl-tRNA reductase 1, chloroplastic-like. Gene Ontology annotation, molecular function: glutamyl-tRNA reductase (NADP+) activity; NADP binding. The transcript has 3 exons. The coding region runs from base 124 to 1740 and encodes 538 amino acids. NCBI's taxonomy places the organism in Eukaryota, Viridiplantae, Streptophyta, Magnoliopsida, Brassicales, Cleomaceae. The record is from RefSeq and is a predicted model, not a curated record. Gene Ontology annotation, biological process: tetrapyrrole biosynthetic process.
CUCCCUCUCCUUUUUCAACUACGCCACACGCCUUCAUUCGAACAGGAGAAGAGCGUUUUCUUGGGGGGUUUGGGUGUUUCCCUAGAGAGAGAGAGAGAGAGAGAGAGAGAUCGGUGUGAAGCAAUGGCGGUUUCCAGUGCAUUCAUCGUUGGGCCGAAGCUGGAGACCUUGUUUCUGAAUCGACAUCAUCAUCUUUCGUCGUCGUCUUCGUCGACCCAUUCGGGUCUCCAUGGAGUCCAUGUUCUUCUGAGGAGCAAUCGGAACCGGAGAGCUUUGAUCCAUAGAGCGCGUUGCGAACUCUCUUCCUCCGAUUCCGCGUCUAUGGCGUCUAGCAUCUCCGCUCUCGAGCAGCUCAAGACUUCUGCCGCCGACAGGUAUACGAAGGAAAGAAGCAGCAUUAUCGUGAUUGGUCUCAGCGUUCACACUGCUCCCGUCGAAAUGCGAGAAAAGCUUGCCAUUCCUGAAGCCGAAUGGCCUCGAGCUAUCGGAGAAUUGUGUGGUUUGAAUCACAUUGAGGAGGCUGCCGUCCUCAGUACCUGCAAUCGGAUGGAGAUUUAUGUGUUGGCUCUGUCUCAGCACCGUGGAGUCAAAGAAGUCACGGAAUGGAUGUCCAAGACGAGUGGAAUCCCGGUUUCAGAGAUAUGUGAACACCGAUUUCUGCUGUACAACAAGGAUGCGACACAACAUCUUUUCGAAGUCUCGGCUGGUCUGGACUCUCUCGUUCUUGGAGAAGGUCAGAUCCUUGCGCAGGUUAAACAAGUGGUUAAGGUCGGGCAAGGAGUUAACGGGUUUGGGAGGAACAUAAGUGGGCUAUUCAAACACGCCAUCACGGUUGGGAAACGUGUGAGAACAGAGACGAAUAUCGCUGCUGGGGCUGUUUCGGUCAGUUCAGCUGCCGUUGAACUCGCUCUAAUGAAGCUCCCGGAAUCUUCCCAUUCGUCUGCUAGGAUGUUGGUAAUCGGAGCAGGAAAGAUGGGGAAGCUUGUUAUUAAGCACUUGGCUGCAAAGGGUUGCACAAAAAUGGUGGUUGUGAACCGAAGUGAAGAAAAAGUUGCCGAUAUCCGUGAGGAGAUGAAGGGUGUUGAGAUUAUCUACAAACCCCUCGAGGAGAUUCUAUCUUGUGCUGCAGAGUCCGAUGUAAUCUUUACAAGCACAGCCUCUGAGACUCCAUUGUUCUUGAAGGAACAUGUUCAAGAACUCCCUUCUGUCGGUUCGGAUGUUGGAGGUAGAAGACUCUUUGUCGAUAUCUCAGUUCCGAGAAACGUGGGAUCUUGUGUCGGUGAAGUAGAAAAUGCUCGGGUUUACAACGUGGAUGACCUCAAGGAAGUGGUAGCUGCAAACAAAGAGGACAGACUAAGGAAAGCAAUGGAGGCUCAGGCCAUUAUAGCUGAAGAAUCGAAACAGUUUGAGGCUUGGAGGGAUUCUUUAGAGACAGUUCCAACAAUCAAGAAACUGAGGGCUUAUGCCGAGAGGAUUAGGGUUGCAGAGCUCGAGAAAUGCUUGUCGAAAAUGGGGGAAAACAUCGACAAGAAGACGAGAAGGGCGGUGGAUGAUCUCAGCAGGGGAAUCGUGAACAAACUUCUGCACGGUCCAAUGCAGCAUUUGAGAUGUGAUGGCAGUGACAGUAGAACCCUGAGCGAAACGCUCGAGAAUAUGCACGCCCUGAACAGGAUGUACGGUUUGGAGACUGAUCUGUCGAUGUUAGAGGAAAAAAUCCGGGCCAAGGUGGGGCAGAAGUAGCGCAUCUUUUCCGGAACAGACAGUUAGGAAAACCCGAAUAAGAGGAUGUAAACUUCUCCUCAGGCAUUCACCGAGGUAUAUAUAGUCAUUGUAUAGGUCUCGAAUGGGAUCGUUGAUUCAAUUUAUUCGCGAGAAAAGACGCAUCUAACGUUCACCCGGAUCAUUCCAGUGUCGUCAGAUGUAAUCAUCAGAAAGUUGAUAGAUCUCUGAGUAUAGAGUAUGAUCAAAGUUCCAUUUACAGCCUCUGUAACUUGAUGAACUUUGGUGCAUCGCAGUGUAGAGAAUGCAUUUGUCUCUCGGCUUCUUUUAUCCCACUUUGGUGUUUUUGAGUAUUUGCACUUCUUGUCCUAAGAACAUUCCCAAAGAUGUUUUUGCAUUGAAAUGGUGAUCGAUUUUAACUGUUA